Messenger RNA from Punica granatum (pomegranate), 1612 nucleotides. The record is from RefSeq and is a predicted model, not a curated record. Lineage: Eukaryota; Viridiplantae; Streptophyta; Magnoliopsida; Myrtales; Lythraceae.
AGUAAUAUAUUUCUUUUCCAUUCUCCCCCCAAGACGUCUUUUGGGCUUUGAUUUGAUCCUCGAUUUUUAGUAGUCGUUUCAAUUUAGUCCUUUUCUUUUUCCAUUUUUCUCACCGGAGAGGGAAAGCCCGCGAACCUCGCGCGGCGAAAGGAGGAAUCCCCGUCCGAAGAACUCAUAUCAUAAUCUCUGCUCGAACGGAUAAAGCCGUCCCUCUCUUUCUGUCUCUCUCUGCGGAAUCGAAUUUUGAUGGAAAAAGGCAAGUCGAACGUCGCAUCUGCUGCAGAUUCUCUUCAGGACCUCACGCUGAGCUCCAUUUCGAGCUCCAGACCUAUCCCUAGCUCGACCAGAAUCACCGCCACGCUCCGAUCGACCGGAGUGCCUAAUAAGAAGACAAAACCUCCUCCUAGUUUGGUCACUCUGUGCCUUGGGGUUGUUGGCAAGCACUUGGAGGACAUUGUGUCAGAUUUGGAGGCGAUUGCUGCCAGCUUUCCUGCUGAUGUCAAGAUGGUAAUUGUGGCAAUUGCCAGGAGAAGAAGGUUGUUAGAUGAUAAUGUCAUUCUGUCGUUAGCGGAUAGUUCAUGGGAGAUCCUGGACCUUUCAGGGUCGGAUGUUUCUGACAGUGCGUUAAAGGAGUUAGCCAUAACAUGCAGAUCUCUCCGAGCUGUUGAUAUAAGUCGAUGUGGAAAGAUCACAGCAGCUGGCGUUUCUGAACUUGUGCAACAGUGCCAUUCAUUGGAGACAUUAAGAUGUGGAGGGUGCCCGAGGAGUGAUUAUACAGCACGCAGUUGCGUUGGCAUUUUAAAACCAAAGCUUAAUGAUGCAGCAGGGGACUCGUGGGAGGAACUCGAUACCACUGAAAUUGUUCAUGGUGCACAAUCAUUGCAUUGGCUUGUCUGGCCAAGAAUUGAUAAAGGCUCUCUGGAGAAUCUAGCUACUGAAUGCCCGAGGAUAGUAGUGAACCCGAGGCCAUCCCCGUUUGGUUUGAGAGGGACACAGGUGCCCGGAGAAGCAUUGCCAGAUAUCAUAUUGGAUGAUCCCUUCGUCAAGGAUAUAGAUCCCAAAACUUGGGCGGUUCAGGGAUUUAAACCCAGAGCAAUAUCCCCGUCUCUUUGUGGCUCAUGCGAUGAGCUAUCCAUGGCCGAGAAGUUCAGGCUUGCAUUUUUGGAGAGAGACAAUCGGUUAGCUCCAAAACGGGCAAAGAAUGCAAGACAACAUCAGCGGCGGGCAGAAAGGGAGUGGAUGACAAUGGAUGCAGGUGCAAAGGCAAUAGCUUUGGCCUCUCGAGCAACUAAGUCUCUGCAUGCUAGGAAGCUGAGCUAAGACAUGAGUGUAGGAGCUUUUCCCCAUUUGAUCUCGUAAUGUUUUAUGAUUUCUUCAAUUAUAGUCUAAUAGAAUAUUACCAUGUAAAUGUUGUGGUUUUCUCUGUUAUGAUGGGUAAUAGUUUUCUCCCCCUUUUUGAAUUGAGACUUGUAAUAUGAAUGAGGAGGGAACAUACUAUGUUAACCGACAUGGACCCUAGGAUAUGUAUGCUGGGGCGAUCGGCGAGCUUGACAGGAGCAACUGUUGUUAGUGAUGUGAUGGAAAUGAAUGGACCGGCAUUAGACCCUCUGCA